AUGAAUUAUAAGACUCUUGCUUCUUUCAUGUUUUAAUUUAACUUGUUGAUCAGUGAAAAAAAGUGAUUUCAUACAUUGAAUCGAUAUCUUUGAUCAAAAUCACUCUUCCAAAAAUCUUCCAAGUCAUCAGAUGUAUUCUGGACAUUUCAACAAAUCAAAUCAACUGAAUACUUUCAAUGUUUAUGCAGAAGCCCGUAGCUUAUUGAAUGAAUGGAUGAUUAAAAAUACUUUGGACAUUGAAGAUUUAGAUAGCGGGACUGAUGAUUUUAAGCCAAUUACUCCUAGUCGAAAAGAAAUUAAAAGAGAAUGGGACCAUCUAUUUAAAGAUAACAAUCUGAAGAAUGACUUUUCAGAUGACUAUGAAGUUGAUAAUCACUUGAAAAAUAAUCACUAUACAGAACAUAAUUCUAAAGACUUAGAUUUACCCCACAUUGAUUAUACACGCCAACGUCAGUCUACAUUGGAAAAAAUUCUCUUACGUCAAGAAGAGGCUAAAGCACGACGUGAACUACGACAAAAAGAAUUAGAAUCUCGUCGUAUUCUUGAAGCUACUAAUCGUCAAAUAAAAGCACAAAUUUUGUACAAAGCAAAACAGGACGAAAAAAUGAGGCAAGCAGAAGAAAGACGGGAAGAAGAACUAAUUAACCAGGAGAUGGUUCGAAUUCGCAAAGAAUUAGAAGAAGAAAAACAGGCAGCGAAAAACUACAGAAAUUCUGGCAUUUCAAAGGAAUUUGUUACUGGUCCUAUGUGCGCUGUUCCUCAAUUAAAUUUAUCAUGUCUUUCUGUUAAUUCUGAUGAUGACAAUAAAUCAUUUACUACGACUGGGCGUGCUGAAUCUAAUGAGGCUAUAAAUGAGAAGUACUUAAUGAAAUCGACAUUCAAUGCAUGGUAUAAUGUAAUUUAUAAUAUAAAAAUUCAAUUUACAAUGUUACAGGCAAAAAAUGAAUUUCAUUUAAAAAAAACUUAUUUUCAUUAUUGGAAAUUAAAAAUUCACCAAAUUAAUUAUAAUCGUGAUAUUGAAAAGGCUAAAAUAGAUUCCAUAGAAAUAAUAAAAAAAGAAUAUAAAGCUAAACAGUUUCAUGAAAAUUUCUUAUUGAAACAAUGUUUUACACGUUGGAGUUGUACAAUACGAAUGGAGAAAUCAACUCGUGAUCAGUUAGAAAAAGAAUCAUUCAGACGUGAAAAAGAAAUCGAAUUUCUCAAUCAUUUAGAUACUUUAUUGAACAAUCAUCAAACAAAAACAUUAACAUCUGAUAAUGAUAAUACUACUACUACUAAUAAUAAUAGUAAUAAUAAUAAUAAUAAUAAUAAUAAUAAUAAUAAUAAUCGAAAUAAUGAAACUUUACCACUUGGUAAUCGUAUAUGUUUAACUGAUAGAAAAUCACAAAAAUCAAAGACUGUAAAUACCAACAAAGUGUGUUUGAAAUCAGCGAAUUCAUCUCUUUCAGUUGAAGACUUGAUAUCGGGUGAUUUUACUCUGGAUCAUUACAAAAGUGAUAAAAAAAUCAAUCGAAUACUAUCCGCUCAAUCAAGUGUAAUGAAACCAAUUUUAAAUCAAACUAUUAUACAACAACGUAAUAUUAUUGCUGCACAAAAUCGUGAAAUUAAUGCAUUAAAAGCAGCUCAUCGUUAUUCUGAAUGGUUAUUAGAAGCACGAGCACAUAAAUUAGCUAAAAAUAUAAUAGAAAAAACUAAUACAAAAAUCAAUGAAGCUGAUAAAUCUUCCCCUGAAUUGAAUGAAUCACCAGUGCACGUUGAAAACGGUAAAGAUGAUCAAGUUCAUUCUCAACUAAUAUCAAACGAAAUGAAAAGUCCCAUUAAUGAUAAUCAUUUAAUGACAAAUGAUUUAUCAGGAUCAAUUCCUUUAAAAACUAUAUCGAUUAAUAAAAAAAACUCAUUUAUUCAAAAAAUGGAAGAAAGAGCAGCUGAACGUGCUCGUCGACGUGCAUUACAAGAAGAAAGAAGACGUGAAAAUGAACAAAAGAAAAAAGAACAGUUAGCUAAACAGUUAGAAGAAGAGGCUAACAGAAUCAAACAAGAAAAGAUAAUGUUGAAGAAUGAACAAAAAGAAAAGAAGAUACGUGAAGAAGAGUUAAAACAACAAAAAGAAUUAAAAUUAGCUUAUCAACGUGAAUUGAACUUAAAAGUUACUAUGCAUAGAAAUAUUUCGUGUUUACGUUAUUAUGGUCUUAAACCAUGGAUAAACUAUGUAUUAAAACAACAUGAAUUAAUUCAGAUGGCUGAUUGUUAUGAAAAAAAAACAAUGAUGAGAAAUACAUUUCACACUUGGUUACUACAUUUAAAAAGUAAAUAUGAACAAGAAACUAAAUUUGUUCAAUGUCAUUACAAUGUAUUUCUAAUGAAAAAAACUAUAAAAGCACUGCAGAAGGCUUGUGAAAUACGUAAAGAGAAUGCGACUUUUGCUAACAAAUGGUAUCAUAAACAGCUUCUACGAAGUAGUUUUUCAUUUUGGGUUCAGUACGUAACUGAUCUUUACAUUCAAGAAUGGCAACAAGAGGAAACUGCUUUGGAACAUUAUAACAGGCAUCUGUUGUAUAUUUAUUUUAAAAUUUGGAUUGAUUUUCCAAAUCAACAACGUGCACAACGUCAACGAGAAUAUCGUCGUGAACAAUUUCGUAAAUGUCUACUUGAUAUUAUACCUGAUUUUAAUCCACCUAAACAAGAUAUCAAUGAAAUGGACUAA
Molecule: messenger RNA, 2704 nt
Organism: Schistosoma intercalatum
Lineage: Eukaryota; Metazoa; Platyhelminthes; Trematoda; Strigeidida; Schistosomatidae
Source: the annotation of a GenBank genome assembly